AUGAGAGAGAUCGUGCUCACGCAGGCCGAGCAGUGCGGGAACCAGAUCGGUGCCAUGUUCUGGGAGGUGAUCUCUGAUGAACAUGCCAUCGACUCCGCUGGCACCUGCCAUGGGGACAGCCGUCUGCAGCUGGAGCGCAUGGAAGUAUACUACAAAGAGGCCUCUGGUGGCAGGUACGUGCCCCGCCCUGUGCUGGUGGAUUUGGAGCCAGGCAUCAUGGACUCUGUGCGCUCAGGGCCCUUCGGGCAGAUCUUCAGACCGGACAACUUCAUCUUUGGUGAGCUGUGGGGGAGGACUGGGGUGAGGUUCUUUGGCCGCUCAAAAUCUAGGAGUGCCCCAAGGUCAUCGCGGUGGGAAUUGUGGAGUCAGGGCCCCCAGAACACCCUCCUAUCCUCCGAGUGGAGUGGCUGCAUCUGCCUCCUAAACGGGCUUUGGGAGGAAGGCCCAGGUGUCUCUUCAAGAAGGCGAUUAGGUCCUGGGGGCCAUAGAUGGUGGUUGCUGGGCCUGUGUGCUCAGGGCAGUCUCUCCAGAGGCACAGAUGGGGUUUCUGAACAGGACCUGGGGAGACGGGCAGGUGCUCACAAUGCUGCUUCCCCCAACUGGCAACCAGUGAUGAAAAUGCCCGAGUGGAGGUCUGACCUGCCCCAGUCUGGAGGGCUGAUGCUCUCCGGAAAAGUGGCUAAUGCGACUUCAGAACUGUACAGACAGGGGCCCAGGAGGGAGCAGGGGCUGGGACUGGCAGCUAACCAGUGUAGUGGGGGUUGUAGGGCUCAGUCUGGUCUUGCAGGAAAUUCAGGGAGGCUUGGAUUUGCUGAAGCUCUAGACAAACUUGGGCUUGGAUAUGGAAACAGCAUGGAGCUGGGGCUCUUCUGCAUGCUGGAGUCUGAGUAUUUGCACACUGGUGCACCCACAGAUGUUCCCCACCUGGAGCACAGCUGUGGACAGAAGCCGGGAAAGCUGUGGAGGAAAGAGGAGGAGGAGGGAGUCUCAGGGCGGCCCCAGCAGCCAGGCAGGGCCUCUGAAAGUGAGAGGCAGAUCCAGCCUGUUGGCCACUUAGCAGCUGCUUGGCCAGCUGCAGAUCACCUGACCUCUGCUCACCAGUAA
Messenger RNA from Mandrillus leucophaeus (drill), 1104 nucleotides. RefSeq lists its product as uncharacterized. Gene Ontology annotation, biological process: mitotic cell cycle; microtubule cytoskeleton organization. Gene Ontology annotation, cellular component: microtubule; cytoplasm. The coding region runs from base 1 to 1104 and encodes 367 amino acids. Lineage: Eukaryota; Metazoa; Chordata; Mammalia; Primates; Cercopithecidae. The transcript has 5 exons. Gene Ontology annotation, molecular function: structural constituent of cytoskeleton; GTP binding; GTPase activity. The record is from RefSeq and is a predicted model, not a curated record.